AAAUUUAAAUGUAAAGUUUUCUUUUUAUCUCUAUCGUGUAAUUAAAGAAACUGUUUAAAAUAAAGUAAUACAUACAUUUGUGGAAUGAAUAAUUUGAAGGACGUUAGUGGGUCCUGAACAUUUUUUGAAACAAAAGAAGAAAAAAAGAGGAUGGAUUCUACCGAGCGUCCAAAAGAGCAGACGACAGUGCAGAAAGUGGUUAAGACGAUCCUGUUGGUAGUCGUCUGGUCAUGUAUUGGCAUGUGUUUGGAAAUCACUGGACCAACGCUUAUCGACCUAAAGAUUCGAAUCAAAACCGACUACGAGUCUAUUUCCACCGCUGUGUCUGGACGCAGUGCCGGUUUCUUUAUAGGAUCUGCCAUAGGUGGCGUGCUCGUCGACAAGUUUGGUUUGUACUGUGACCUCAUGGUAGCGGUCUGCCUUGAUUUAAUGGCAGUCUCAGCAGCUGCAAUUCCAUGGGUGCCUUCAACAGAACUGAUAUUCUUUGUAAGCUUGUGUGGAGGAACUUUCGAAGGCGUUAUAAAUAUAGCUGGCCAGAAACUGAUAAUAAAUAUGUGGAAAGAAAACUCAGCUUCACCUCUUCAUAUUCUACAUGGUGGUUUUGGCAUUGGAUCUUUUAUAAUUCCAUUAAUUGCAAAUCCUUUCCUCGCAAAACUUGCACCAGACGACAAUAAUGCUACAGCAACCGGAAACGUAUCAUGUGAUUCUCAGUGUGGGUUGAAUUUCACGACAACGCCGGGAUCAACAACAACAACAGAGAAGAGGUAUUUGGCCGAGACUUCAAAAAUCGAAUACGGCUACGCUAUUGCAGGUUUGAUAGCAAUCGUGGUGUCAGUUGUGUUUUACACGUAUCACUUUUGCGGUUCAAAGCAACGGAAGCUUUUGAAAGAAGAACAGGACAACGCGACAAAUCACGAAAAAUCUGAUACCAGGACUUUAUCCUUUAGAGAAAUGUUUAAUCCUGCCACUUGUGCUGGUGGACGAUUUCUGUAUGGUAUAGAAAUAUUUGUGCUAGUAUUUCUGUUUUUCAUGCAAGCCGUUGGUGGGGAAAGAGUUGGAGGUAAAUUCAUACGCGCAUUUUCGAUUGACUACCACCACUUCUCAACUGACGAUGGUUCGUAUAUUAAUACUGUAUUUUGGAUAGCAUUUGCUUGCGGGAGGGUUUUAGGUUUCAUUGUGGCAAAGUGGAUUCCAAUCAGAAUUCUUAUUUUGAUAGAAACAGGUGGAUGUCUUGCAUCAUCUAUUGCUUUGGUAUUCCUAGGAACUUCAGGACCACUAGCUUUAUGGGUAAUCAUGCCAAUACUAGCUGUCUUUAUUGCCCCACUCUUCCCGUCAGGAAUAGGUUGGGCAAAUUUCCAUAUAGAAGUCACUGGAAUCGCUAUUACAGUAUUUUUACUUGGCGGAUCUCUGGGUGGAAUUAUUUAUAUGAAGUUGAUAGGAUUCUUGUACGAUCAUUAUGGUCCGGAAACGUUUCUUUACACCUUACUGGGGUACGGCAUCGCGGCAUUUGUUCUUGCUGUUUUAAUGGAUGUAGUUGGAGCGCAACAUGGCAGCAGGUUUAAUAAAGAUAAUACAGAUGACACAAAAGAUAUAGAAAUGAAAAAUGAAUGGUUAACUGAGAAAUUGGAAGAGGAUAACAAAGGGUAUGAUGCAUCUGAAAGUGUAAAAGAUAACGAAAAAACAGACAAUCCUCCUAGUUAUGACUCAUACCAGACGUUCAAAAGGGAUAAUGUAAAAGAUAAUGAAUUUCAUCCUACCAGUGAAAGACUGUAAUGACUUUUGUCUCUUUGUACAACAUAAAUGUAGACAAACUAUGUAUAAUUGAAAGCAAUUUGCGUUAAGACAAUUUUAAUUAUCAGUCGAUGAUUGAAAUACAAAAAAGCGGCGCAAUAAUUUGAUCUUCUUACCAUAAUUACAUCUAUUGCAUUAACAUACGGGAUUCUUUUACUAACUGUAUCAAAAAUUCCUUUAUUUAUAUUUCAAAUGUUGGCCAGGCUUGUGCUUUAUGAUCUAUUGUGCAUGAUAAACAUGCUUUUAAAAGUCGUUCUUGAAAGAACCCGCCAAGUCGUUCUAAAAAGAACUUGUUUGUGUUUGUGAAGCGACAUCAUUCAGCUCCAUUUCCUUUGAUUUCCCGAAUUAACUUUUGAAUAAGCAAUGUAUAUAUGAAAUAAAAAAAAAGUG
Ruditapes philippinarum (Manila clam) is the source of this 2181-nucleotide messenger RNA. RefSeq names its product sodium-dependent glucose transporter 1A-like. Gene Ontology annotation, biological process: transmembrane transport. Lineage: Eukaryota; Metazoa; Mollusca; Bivalvia; Venerida; Veneridae. The record is from RefSeq and is a predicted model, not a curated record. The transcript has 3 exons. Bases 151 to 1773 code for a protein of 540 amino acids.